CUAUUCAAAAUGGUGUAAAAAAUGUAACACGACCAAUAUAGAUAAUAAAAAAUGUACUUGUCCUAAAUGUAAUGAAAAAUUAGAUACAUUAGCCGUCUUACAAGCCGAAUCUACUAAAGAAUUAACUCAGCUUCUUAUUUAA
Molecule: messenger RNA, 142 nt
Organism: Racocetra persica
Lineage: Eukaryota; Fungi; Glomeromycota; Glomeromycetes; Diversisporales; Gigasporaceae
Source: the annotation of a GenBank genome assembly